Messenger RNA from Drosophila kikkawai, 1393 nucleotides. Its product is annotated as MAPK regulated corepressor interacting protein 2. NCBI's taxonomy places the organism in Eukaryota, Metazoa, Arthropoda, Insecta, Diptera, Drosophilidae. The record is from RefSeq and is a predicted model, not a curated record.
UAUUUCGAUUUGAAUGGAGCACUUGCAUUGGAGCUCCGGUAACGCACAGAACGUUAUAAAACCAACCUAUCCAGGAGCAAUUGAGUGUGAUUGUGAUUGUGCUUUCUCGACUCAGGCCAGUGAAUGAAAUCAAUUGAUUCGGCGAGUGUUAAUGGGAAAGAACGAAAUCAGAGCUAACUGUGCAUUGUGUAACCGCUAAAAACGAUGACCGGCGGACAGACGAGAAGAAGGAGGCGAGGAGACGGCGGGAUCCACUACUGAUCAUAUGAUUGCCCAAGAACAACUGCAACAACAACAAUAACGAGCUCUCAGAUAUAUACGUCAGGUGUGACAAAGUGGGGAAAGCUAAAAACAUAGCACGGCAGUCGCCAAAAUAGCAGAAUAGUAUUUCGUUGCCAGAAGGAAAACACCAGCAGCGGAGAAAGGAAGUCGAAAGGACAUAAACAAUGUACACCAUCAACAAGGGACCCAGCAAAAUAGUUGCUAAAUCGCGUCGCGGCCUGGCGCAAAACUUUGAAAAGUUCGAGAGCAUCAAGGAGAGCGGCCGAAAGAAUGGCAGCUUCGAUCUGAACAGUCCCGAGGAGCACAACAACAUACCGCGCCCAGUGUUCCAACAGAGCUUUGCCUCCAAGCGGAUAGCACCGACCAAACUGAUCGAAGAUGAGGUGAUAACGCCGCAGCAUGAGGAGAUAAUACGUUACAUAAAUGACUCCUGGAACAUGCUGGUGGCCCAGAAUCCCUACGAUGCCAGUACAUCCGCUAAGCCCGCCGAGAAAGUAGUGGCGGAUGCCAACAACAACGAUAGCUCAGCCAGUCCUGUGGACAGCAUCAUGGCCAACUCACAACUGACAGCAACUGUUUGGGUUGAGCCUCCUAGUCCUGCGCUGCAGGAUUUCAAGCCCUUCGAUCUGGAGUCAUGGUGGGGUCGUCGCCUGUUCCAAAAUAUCACAAAGAGCCUGUAAGGAUGGGUCGUUCCUGAUUCCUAGCCUUCACACUAGAGUUGUAUCUAUAUAGAUGAGAGGAAGCAGACAUAGAUAUCGUUUAGGGGCUAAGUAAAUAUCACCUUUUGGAUGUUAGAAUGUUUAAGAGGACUCUGACGUGGGAAUAAGCCAUGUUUCUUAGUUUGCCUCUUGUGUUUGAAUAUUGUGUAAAUGGAUUAAAUUAAGAGUCAUCGCCCCGACGCUGGCCAAUUGUAAAUAGUACGAUUUAUAAAAAUGUUGUAGAGCUUUAAGAAGAGAAUAUCUGGUGGUUUGCCUGCUUGCUUGCCAGUUUUUAAAAAAUCUAAUCGAGAAUAAUAUUUCAAUUAACAUACAAGUUAGCCAUACGUUUUCAGUCAACAAUCAAGUGUUUUAAAGAUUUGCCUGUAUAUAUAUAUUAAAAUGUCAAAAUUCGA